AUGAAGUUGAACAUCAGCUACCCUGCCAAUGGCAGCCAGAAGCUCAUCGAUAUUGAGGAUGAGCGCAAGCUCCGUGUCUUCAUGGAGAAGCGCAUGGGCGCUGAGGUUCCUGGUGACUCCAUCGGCGAUGAGUUCAAGGGCUACAUCUUCCGCAUCACUGGUGGAAACGACAAGCAGGGUUUCCCAAUGAAGCAGGGUGUCAUGCACCCUACCCGUGUCCGCCUCCUCCUCUCCGAGGGCCACUCUUGCUACCGACCCCGACGCACCGGCGAGCGCAAGCGAAAGUCUGUCCGUGGCUGCAUCGUCGGCAUGGAUCUCUCUGUCCUCGCCCUCAGCAUUGUCAAGCAGGGUGAUGCUGACAUCCCCGGCCUCACCGACGUCGUCCACCCCAAGCGUCUCGGCCCCAAGCGCGCCACCAAGAUCCGCAAGUUCUUCGGCCUCACCAAGGAUGACGAUGUCCGCAAGUACGUUAUCCGACGAGAGGUUCAGCCCAAGGGUGAGGGCAAGUCUCCUUACACCAAGGCUCCCCGCAUCCAGAGACUCGUCACCCCUCAACGUCUCCAGCACAAGCGUCACCGCGCUGCCCUUAAGCGCCGCCAGGCCGAGAAGGUCAAGGACGAGGCCAACGAGUACGCCCAAAUCCUUGCCAAGCGUGUUGCUGAGGCCAAGGCCAACAAGGCCGAUGCCCGUAAGCGACGAGCAAGCUCUAUGCGCAAGUAG
Molecule: messenger RNA, 720 nt
Organism: Fusarium tjaetaba
Lineage: Eukaryota; Fungi; Ascomycota; Sordariomycetes; Hypocreales; Nectriaceae
Product: 40S ribosomal S6-B protein
Exons: 5
Coding region: 1-720 (239 amino acids)
Biological process (GO): translation
Cellular component (GO): ribosome
Molecular function (GO): structural constituent of ribosome
Source: RefSeq, a predicted model, not a curated record